AUGCUGUUCUGGAUUAUUAUAGCUUUUAUGAGCCUAGCGACUGGCGCAAAAAAUAUCAGUCUUUACAACCAAACAAGAGGGUGUCUAGACUCUAAUAAAACAUACAUAAUCAACAUACAUCCACACAUUCAAAAUGAAGUACGAGACGCCAUAGUUUCGCUUGCUUCUAAACUUGGUGGAUUAACAAUUGACGAAAUUCAAGGCGUGGCUGGUGAAAAAGCAGCAGUAACAGCCAUAAGAUCGUACCUUGGAACCAUCAUUGAGGAGCUGAAUACUGACCUUGAAAACUUUAAUAUCCAAGUAAACUUGGUCUUUGAAAAGCAGGAAAUCGACCAAAUCAGUGCCAAUGGUGCCUACGAUCCUUCAUGUGAGCUAACUCCGCCAGUGGUGGAAAGGACACAGAAUGCCUUCUCUUCGCUGACAUCAAAGCUCAAUAAUACGGUUGGAUUCCAUCUUUACAUUUAUGGGUGCAUUUAUAAAAACCCAAAAUUUGAUCUUAUUAACGUAAUUCAAAACAGUAAUUGCGGACGAGUCAUCGGUAUCAUGUGGGAGGGAAGUGACAAUUCAAAGGUUCUGAUUAAAUCUGCCAUAAUAGAGGCCAUAACAGGUGCAAAGGAUGCAUAUGCGAAUGGAUACUUGACCUUAGCAGAUAAAAACAUCCUGUGUGGAUUCUUUGAAAAAUGUAUUGGAAUGUCACCAACUGUCCAUGGACAACUUCUCAACUUUAAGAAAGUAAUAAAGUACACCAGAGACAACCCGUCUGAGAUUCAUGAUCUUCCGAGACGUCAUCGUCAUCAUGCUUGA
Messenger RNA from Vittaforma corneae ATCC 50505, 804 nucleotides. RefSeq lists its product as uncharacterized. The coding region runs from base 1 to 804 and encodes 267 amino acids. The record is from RefSeq and is a predicted model, not a curated record. NCBI's taxonomy places the organism in Eukaryota, Fungi, Microsporidia, Nosematidae. The transcript has a single exon.